This is a messenger RNA of Labrus mixtus (cuckoo wrasse), 2402 nucleotides long. It is a transcript of the gene kcnmb2a, whose product is annotated as potassium large conductance calcium-activated channel, subfamily M, beta member 2. Gene Ontology annotation, biological process: detection of calcium ion; potassium ion transport. Gene Ontology annotation, molecular function: potassium channel regulator activity; calcium-activated potassium channel activity. The transcript has 6 exons. Lineage: Eukaryota; Metazoa; Chordata; Actinopteri; Labriformes; Labridae. Gene Ontology annotation, cellular component: membrane; voltage-gated potassium channel complex. The record is from RefSeq and is a predicted model, not a curated record. Bases 391 to 1101 code for a protein of 236 amino acids.
GCACAGUGGAAAUUCAUUGUGCUGGACUAACCCAUUUUAAGCAUGACGACAUUGUACAGGGAACUCAUAUUACUAACACAGGUAUGACAGGCAUUCUGUUCAGUUGGGGUUUGGGGUUUAAAUAAGAGGUGACCAGCUGCUUUCUCUGGGAGCCCAGGCCAUGCUGGAGGGCUGCUGACAGUUGUAGCCCAAAGUCUGGAUUAUCAUAACAACACCGCUACAAGAGGACUUGGAAGAGAGCGAAGAGGAGGUACAUGCAAGGUGUUGUUGUCCUGAGAGGAGCCAAUGACUUUGUGUUGACAGCACAAGUGUUGAGGAAAUAGCAGGUCUUUUCAGCAAUCCUUCCGCCCUGCGUCAGCGAGGAAAGGAGGACGCGGGUCAUCGGGAAAGAUGUUCUUUGUGGCAGGAGCCAAAAACACAGGCAGAUCGGGUGGAGGAGGUGAAAGGAGGUCGAUCUAUCAGAAAUUCCGUAAUGUGGAUUUAUUGGAUAAAAAGAAAACAGUGACAGCUCUGAAGCCAGGUGAAGAUCGGGCAAUCUUCCUCGGACUGGGAAUGAUUCUCUCUUCAGUCAUGAUGUAUUUUGUCCUCGGGAUUACAAUAUUACGCUCCUAUGCAGACAGUGUGUGGACAGAAGAGGGUGUGUGUGUUGUAGUCAACUCCACGGUCACAGCGGACAUGAACUGUUCCUACAACUGUGGGUCAGACUGCUGGAGGGUCUCCAAAUACCCGUGUCUGCAGGUCUUCGUGAGUGUCAACAACACGAGCCGCGUCAGCCGCUUAUCUCACAACGAGGAGAUGCAGGACAUCAGCUCUGAAUGUUUCUACGUGCCGAGGUGUCAAAAGGACAGCGCUGCCAUGCACGUCAUUAUCAUGAACAUCUCAGAGCGCCUGAAGGUGCACCAGCAGGUCCCGUGUUUCUACGACCCCAGUGAGCAGCAGGACACCGUCCUCCUCACACGGCUGUACGAUCACAGUGUUGUCUUCCACUCGCUGCUGUGGCCCUCCUGCAUGCUGAUGGGAGGGGCCCUCAUCAUCAUCAUGGUGAAGCUCACUCAGUACCUCUCCAGGCUAUGUGAAGAGAUAGGAAAGAUAAAGAGGUGAAAUACGUACAGCAGCUUUGAAAGAAGAGAAUUUGGUGAUGGGCAUACAUCACGAGAGGGAUGUUUGGAGUAAAAUGAGCUCACCGUGACCUCUUGCAAACUUUCCUCUUCAGUUGAGACAUUAUGAUCAGCUGAUGUUCACUCAGGAUCAAGGAUUUGACUGAUUUGUAAUAUUAAACUGAAUGUUUGGAAACUGGCACACAUAACAUGCAGUUAUACAGGGAAAACUAUGACUGGAUGGUGUCACAACUGUAACCAUUGUUACAAAUGUUAAACAAAACCAUGCUCAUAUGGAUCAAGGAAAAUAUUGCUACCUGUUUUAAUUGAUGCAUCCCAUUUUGAGAACCUUUCAAACCUAUUUGACUGUUUUUGAAGCAAUAACUUUUCCUUUUUGAUAUCCACUAUCUCAGUGACCAAAUAAUGUGCUAGGAUCUCCUAAUAAAAUGUCUUCCAUAAUCUAACAUGAGGUACUCAGAACCUGGCAUGACUGAUUGAUUGAUCGAUCCAUUAAGAUGCUCACAAAAAAGGAUCUCAUUCUAACACGAUGAACACAUGCAGACCUAGUAUUCAACUAGUGUGCACCUUCCUUAAAAAAUCGAAUUUGUGAACAGGUUAUAAAACAAUGUAUGCCUGGAAUAAAAAACAACAACACAUGCAAGGCUUUUAAAGCAAAGUUGAAGUAAAAAGGACUUAUGGUUCUAAAAUCUCAAAUUCACUAUUGACUAUUCACUGGACUUAGUUUGUCUGGACUUGCUCUCCUCUUGCUUGCGCUCGUGUACCUCAUAUCUAGAUGUAUGUACUGUGCUGUACCUUGUGCCUUAACAUUGCGUACACUAUGUGUGUAUGUACUGUAUAGUGUGUAUGCAUAUAUAUAUGUACAUGUAUAUGCAUUUAUAUGGUGCAUAUGUGUGCAUGGGUGUACACAGCUCUACCUCUACCUUUACAUGUAUGUUAUUGCAGAGGUUUUCCUUUCUUUCUUUCUUUUUUUUUUUCUUCAGAUUUUUUCAGAUUGUGUAAUAUUGGCUGGAUGGUGGGUGGCUAGGCUUGGGGGAGCAUUAAGUGUGAGUGAUUGUGAGUGUGUGUGUGUUUGUGGUGUGGGUGUCUCUGUGUUUAAAUGUUUGGUAUUAUGUUUUGGAUUUAACUGUUAUUUAGAUUUUUUAUUAUGAUGAUUAUAUUUAUGUUUUGUAAGGACCCCCUCGAAAAUGAGAUGAUGCAUCUCAAGGGGCUAUCCUAUAAAUUAGAAAAAAUACACUAUUCAUCCCCACAAUGAAUGUAUAAAACUCAAGGAUAUCUUGUGAAUAA